GUAUUUCCGUACCGUGCAUGCGAUAUGAAACGAAAGGGAUACGAUCGCACUCUUAUCGAUCACAUCGCUGUUGUAUUUUUCGAUGAACUCGAACCGUUCAUCACCGGUUGUGUAUCGCUCGAUAAUCAAGUUCGAUUCACUGAAAAGUCUGGUGCGUUGGGUUUGGUUGUGGGACCAGAAAGCCGCGUUGUCGCCCAAAUAGACAAGCACUUCUGUUUGAGGACCAAUUCCGUUUUUGACGGCCCACACUUUUUAAAAUUCUGUUCAAGUUUGAUAGCGACGACUCUGAACCGCCUCUCGUCGUCAUUCAUACUCUUUUCGUGGACUUCAUCAGUUACUCAGAGUAGCCGUGUAUUUCAGUUGCAGCGCGGCAGUAUUCCAGUUGUUAUUUUGGACGAUAUUGAAACAAAACGUCUCAAGAACCAACUCGAUGAAGCUUCUCAAAGUGGCUCGGUUGUACGAUUGUCGUUGGAAUAUGUUGAUCUCAGGCCACAGUACACUUUACGACUACAAGUUUUUAGACCAACGGUCCUGAAUAUUGGCCUAAUAAUACUAUUGUUUAUGCUGAUUCUUUUCAUAACAGGCCUUGUUUUCAUCAAAAUUCGUUGGCGACCCAACUCACAUCGCGAUAUUUGGUUGCGUACAUUAGCAAGGUCAGCAGUGAAUAAGAUGGAAAUUCGUAAAUUCGAGAAACCAACCCCACAGAAUCUGUCAUCAAUAAAUGAAGCAAGAAAAGGACGUGGUCUUUUGUGUUUAACGUCAAAACGGAAAUAUUUACCUGUGUUUGGAUCACUUACGUCGGUGGCACACAGUUGUGCGAGUCAAGAACGAUGUAGCAUAUGCUUGGAUGAAUACAAGGAAGGUCAAGAGUUACGAGUGCUCUUCUGCGGUCAUGAAUUUCAUCCAAAAUGCGUCGACCCGUGGUUACUCAGCAACAGACGAUGCCCUCUCUGUCAGUACGACAUCGUUUAUAAGGAGUAUCCGAAGGCCGAUCCAACCCCUAAAAAUAACCGAGCCAGUUCGCUACCGACAGCAGAAUGUUCAAACCAGCAACAAGAACUGCCAUUACUGUCGCCCGCAUCAAGGCCUUCUGCUGAUCAAACGGUACCAAGUGCAAAUUCGCAUUUGCAUAUUGCAAAUGAUCUGAAAUCAUCACUCGAAAGGAAUCAACGCUACCGACCCAAGCGAGUGGAUGAGCAGCAGUUUGCUCUACCGUAUUUAUUGCCGAGUAACACAACCCCUCAAGUGUCGCACAGCAUCAACCGAGAUACACGCAGACGAUACGGUCGCGAUGAGGGAGCGUUUACGAGUCGCAUUUCGCGAAAGUGUGCUCAGCAUCGAACCAGAUCUCUCGGAGCUCAACAGCGCAGACGUCAGCUGAGGUCAAAACGGUCAUCACCAAAUGACCACCGCCUUUCCGCACUUCCCAGGGAACAACAGUUGCCUCAGAUAGCCGAUACGAUUUCAGGGUUAGAACAUUUUCAGCUAUGUGAGGAAAUGUUUGCACUGCUUGCGAAACUGUUUAAAUUGGUCGAAUACUGUUCACUUCAAUCAAUCGCAUACGAUUACAGGUACUCAUCUGAUAUCUCAUCAUAUCCAGAAUUCGAGACUGAUGUUGCUGCUAUUGCUACUGCUGAAACGCAACAAGAAGCAGCAUUUCCAUAUUUCUCACUGACUGCCAGCUCAGAAUCAAGUCCGUCAACAAGUAUGAGAAUGACGCGGUUUCGAGUCAACAACAGUCAACAACAACAACGUAUUUCUCUAUUUCCAUUAGUCAACACAGCACCACUCGACAGGAUCUCAUUCGAAGAAUCACAUGGCGAUAUUUGUUGA
Messenger RNA from Anisakis simplex (herring worm), 1833 nucleotides. Lineage: Eukaryota; Metazoa; Nematoda; Chromadorea; Rhabditida; Anisakidae. The record is from the annotation of a GenBank genome assembly.